Molecule: messenger RNA, 1920 nt
Organism: Pseudoliparis swirei
Lineage: Eukaryota; Metazoa; Chordata; Actinopteri; Perciformes; Liparidae
Product: high affinity cGMP-specific 3',5'-cyclic phosphodiesterase 9A
Exons: 14
Coding region: 1-1620 (539 amino acids)
Biological process (GO): cGMP catabolic process
Molecular function (GO): 3',5'-cyclic-GMP phosphodiesterase activity
Source: RefSeq, a predicted model, not a curated record
AUGGCAACAAAAAUCAUCUACUUCACAGUGAACGGGAGGCCGGAGCAGGCCGAGUUCCCGGUGGACUGCUCGGCCCAGGAUGUCAAAGAUCUGUUCCGCUCUGCAGCCGAGGCCGGACCCCACGACAUCCUGAAGCUGUACAACCCCAAAGGCAACAUCAUCAACAUCUCCCUGAGUCUGGAGCCCAACAGCCCCGACUGCUGCUACAAGCUGGAGGUGGUGGCCGCCGACUGCAACAGUGAGCCCUUAGGUGCGGAGCUGGCCGGAGCGCUGGGAUACGACCUGUCCUCUUUGGAGAAAAGCUCCCUGCUGGUGUGUGGUCUCAGACUGCAGGGCCUGGAGAAGAACAUCCUGAUGGAGGCUGGAGAGACUCCUGCAGCUGUGUAUGAGAUGAAGAAGCAGGUGGAGUCCUUCCAGGAGAAACUAGAGAGCGUGGAGCACCUGAGCUGGCUGGGCCUGUUCAAAGACCUGUCGGAGGGCUCGCACAAGCCCUCCCCCUUCUACCACAAGAGGACGCUGCACAAGACCAGGGCGGAGUGCGAGCAUGUGCGGGAGAAGUUUCUACAAAUGAGCUCCCUGGAGAUGUCCGAGGAAGUGAGGCAGUACCUAAAGACCCCCACCUUCGACAACUGGCAGUGGGAGGAUGCAGAGAUCAUGGUGCUCCUGCAGGUCAUGUACACUGACCUGGACUUCAUCGUGUCCUUCAACAUCGAGCCGGAGGUCCUGCAGCAGUUCCUGUUCGAGGUCUACAGGAGAUACAACAACAUCCCCUUCCACAACUUCAAGCACUGCUUCUGCGUCACGCAGAUGAUGUACGGUCUGAUCUGGCUCACGGACCUGAAGAGCAAGAUGGACGCCGUGGACCUGCUGGUCAUGCUGACCUCUGCCCUCUGCCACGACCUCGACCACACGGGCUACAACAACGCCUACCAGAUCAACGCUCGCACCGACCUCGCCCUCCGCUACAACGACAUCUCUCCACUGGAGAACCACCACUGUGCCGUAGCCUUUGAGAUCCUAGAGAAGACGGAGAGCAACAUCUUCAGAAACCUGUCCAUGGAUCAGUACAAGCGGAUACGAGAAGGGAUCAUCAAGUGCAUCCUGGCCACCGACAUGACGCGGCACAACGAGGUGCUCAACCAGUUCAAGUCCAUCCUGCCGACCUUUGACCUCACCAACAAGGACCACAGAGACGUGCUGAUGAUGGUUCUGAUCAAAGUGAGCGACAUCUCCAACGAGGCGCGGCCCAUGGAGGUGGCCGAGCCCUGGCUGGACUGCCUCCUGCAGGAGUUCUACAACCAGAGUGACAAGGAGAAGCUGGAGGGUCUUCCCAUCACCCCCUUCAUGGACCGGGACAAAGUCACCAAGCCCUCCUCUCAAACUGGCUUCAUCAGAUUUGUCCUUUUGCCCCUCUUCAUCGAGCUGGCCAACCUCUUCCCCUGCUUGGAGCAACACCUCAUCGACCCGGUCCGGAAGGCUCUGGAUUACUACACGGAGAUGGAGAAGGCUCUGGAGAGGGAGAAACAGAACCGGGCUCAGAGUGACAGCGCCGUGAAGAGCCCACAGAGCGCAGCUCUCCCGGAGGCCGGGCCCGAAGCCUCGGAACCAGAACCACAGUGAGCUCCGGCCUCAGGACCGGGCCUGUUGCCUGAAGACUGUAUGACGUUAGACCGAUUUAAAUGUAUUUCACCUGAAUGUGUACUUCUACCCGUUUAUCUACCGGGUCAAGCACAAGUACUGCAUGUGGUUCUGAUCCGCUUUGUGUUGUGGUUUUGGUGAAUGCAGUUCAAACUAAAUGGAAUGACGUGGAAGCUAGUCUUUACUCCAUGAGCUAAAAACUCAUUUUCAACAAUAACACUUAAAAAAUAAAAAAAAUCUUAAAGGCACAGUGCAACAUAUUCACCUAAAUUAUAUUUCAUG